CAGCCUAUUUUCCGCUUUGAGGCAAACCUUGACCUGACCCUGCGGGCCUCUCAGGAGGCGCUGGCCUUGAGCCGCCGCCAGAGGGGGGCCUCUGCCUCUGCCACUGCCCUGGUGGUGGUUAAGACCCCUGAGCUGGUGCGCUCUGAGGCAAGAGACAGGGUGGUGCAGAAGGGAGGUAACCCCACCGAUCACCAUCAGGCUGUUCCCGCCGAUGGUGGCAGCCAUCGACAGGCGUAGGAUGCUCGAGGGCAGUCCCCAGACCAUGAGGGGCGUGGACGACACGCUGGUGGGGUUCGGUGUUCAUAGUGACCUGACCUACAAGACCCUGUACGAGUCGACGGACCGUGAGCGGGCAAGCUAUGUACAGUUUGUGAGGCAGGCGGCACCCACAGCCAAAGCGUCCAGGUUGGUGGACUUAAAAAAAUAUGUGCAGGCCCGGGAUGCAGAGAAGGCAGCCCUGGCAGCACAACCACCACAACCACCCCUGGACGCUGUUGGUCCCCAGGAUGGACCCUCGGAUGCUGACCUGCUCGCUGCCGCCAUGGAGGUCGACCCGUGCAGGGAUGCCCCAUCAGCCGUGCCCCCCUUCUCUCUCUCCCAGCCACCGGAACGUCCCCUUCAGGACAACACCUGUGGGGAGAGGUCAGGCCCCGGCGCACAGCUGCUACCACGUGGCUGGAGGCUGACGCUCCCCGAAGAGCAGCACGACUGGGUGGGCCGGGCACUGUUCAGGAGGGCACCCAACGGGCAGGGUGUCCUCACAUCUGAACUCCGCCUGUGGUGGCACCCACCAAGGUGCCCGGCCCCUCUACACCCAGCCACCCGCCACAGCCCACCCCUUUUUCCAGAGUCCCUUUUUCCUGUGGGUGCCCUACAGGAUGUGGGCGUACCACCUCCGCUGCCCCAUCGUCGCCUGUGGGGGCAAGCUUGCGGGAGCUGGCCUCUACAAGACGGUGAGGAGGGUCUUGGACAGGAGCUGCUGGUACUUCAUGGGCACGGAGUACCUGGAAUGCAGCUCCUGUCACAAGAAGAUGCCGGGAUGGUCGCAGGACAUCUUGGGACAGCUGGACAUGGCCCAUCGUGAGCAGUGUCCAGCAGUUCUCACGUACAAGUUGUCCUGCGACAGAGCUGUGAUCGGGCUCAUGAAGGAGCGCACUUUGGGCAA
Messenger RNA from Dicentrarchus labrax (European seabass), 1165 nucleotides. RefSeq lists its product as uncharacterized. The transcript has 5 exons. The record is from RefSeq and is a predicted model, not a curated record. Bases 212 to 1084 code for a protein of 290 amino acids. Lineage: Eukaryota; Metazoa; Chordata; Actinopteri; Moronidae.